Molecule: messenger RNA, 816 nt
Organism: Penicillium samsonianum
Lineage: Eukaryota; Fungi; Ascomycota; Eurotiomycetes; Eurotiales; Aspergillaceae
Product: spherulation-specific family 4 protein
Exons: 1
Coding region: 1-816 (271 amino acids)
Source: RefSeq, a predicted model, not a curated record
AUGAUGUUUCAAUUACUUUCCGUCAUAGCUACCGUGCUUACCCUAGCCUCAACUGUCGCAUCAACCGGCCUACUAGUACCACUAUAUGCCUGGCCCGGCAUCGACGCAUGGAACACAAUCUACGACUCAAUCGCAGCCCAUCCCUCAAUCCCAUUCUACCUGAUAAUCAACCCAUCCACGGGUCCCGGCACCACAAAAUACCCAGCAGACGUCUUCAUAACCGCUAUCGCCAAGCUAAACAGCUAUUCCAACGCCAAAGUCCUGGGGUACACCUACACACAUCAAGGCACGCGAGCCAGCUCCGAAGUCGAAAAGGACAUCGCUACCUACGCCAAAUGGGCGACCUACGCAGGGAAGAAUAUCCGUCUCUCGGGCAUCUUCUUCGACGAGGCACCGAACGGCGCGGAUCCGAGCAAGCUCCCCUAUUUCCAGAACCUAUCGAGGAAAUCUAAGAGCAGCAGCUUGAGCACAGUCGUCUUCAACCCUGGUGUCAAGCUCGUGGCUGAUGUUGCUAAGUGGUUCGCAGCCGCGGACUUUAUUGUCGAGUAUGAGAAUACGUAUGCUAAUUGGGUGGCUCGGAUUCCUGAUGAGCAUUUCUCGACGUCUGAGUACUAUGGGAAGGAUGCUGUUAUUUUGAAUCAGACGCCUGAGGAUGCGAAUAUUGAUGAUGUUGUUCGGUUGGCGAAGGAUAUGGGCCUCGGUGCUAUUUAUCUGGCUUCAGAUGAUAAUUAUAUGAGUCUCACUACUGUGCCUAAGGUUGCUGUUGCUGUUGCGCAAAACCGGAGUGCUAGGCGCAGGGGACAUAGUCGAUAUUAG